GCUGUUGAACUAUACACAGUAUUUGUAUGGAUGCAAAUUAUUAUCUAUUCAGCAAUCGAUAUGGCAUUCAUUUCUACAAUGAAGAUAGUUAAUAGAUGGUAAAAUAAAUGACCAAUGGCCAAUAUAUUGAUUGCGGUCAUGUGAUUUUCGGACACAAGUCAAUUGGUUUUAAAUUUUGAAUGAUUGUUUCAAGUUUUAUUGCUAUUUAGGAAAUUAUCAUUGAACUCUUAUUUGGAAUGAAAUUAAUACGUAUACAUGGAAUUCGAGUUAUAUCGUAAAAGGACACAGAUGAGAAACAUAAUAAAGGGAGAUGCCAUGGCAAACUAUUCCAAUGCGAUUAACAUACUACAAACCAAACUGGCGUCUGCUUACGUUGAGUCUGAUGAUUUUACUGACGAUAUUCACGUUCAUACAUGUAGCUUCGGAUAUGAUGGCCAAAUGUCCAUCGUGUGUAUCUAUCAGAUUAUUUCACAAACGUGAAGUAAAAUUUGAUUUCAACUAUGAAAAAUAUUUAAAUAUGACUUGGAAAAGUAAACAGGAAGCCAUCUCAUUGUUGACAAUGUUCACAACCUGGAACCCGUCCAUGCAAAAACCAGUUGUGUAUACAAAUGCAGUGAAAAACUGGCAUUCUUUAAGCCAGAAUGUUCGAACUAUUGCCUUCACAAACGAUAGUGAAAUAGAAAUUUUAGCAAGAGAGGGUGGUUGGCUUACUUUGCCCAUUAAAGAUACCGCGUGCUUUGGUACACCAAUUUUGAGAUCGAUGUUCCGCGAAGCAAUGGAUUUACCAACCAAAUCAAAACUCUACGCGUAUGUUAAUGCUGAUUUAGUGUUUAAUGAUGGAUUAGUAAAAACACUGACAGAAAUUACAAAGAGUCCUUAUUUCGAAAAAGGACCAAUUCUCGUUGUAGGUAAAAGAAUAGACGUGAAUAUAUCGAGAUUACAUGAACCGGAAAUGAAUGCGACUGGUGAUGUUGACGAACUAGCAAAACAUGGCAAUAUAUCAUGGGGAUUUGCAGCGGAUUUCUACAUAACAAAUGAAUUAUUUCCAUGGGAAUUUGUUCCAAAUUUAGUCAUAGGUAGACCUCUCAUUGACAAUUGGUUAAUUUGGUAUGCUAGACAAAUAGGUGCUAAAGUUAUAGACAUAACUGGGACCGUUUUAGCUGUUCAUCAAUUAGCUAAUGGUUUGAAGAGAAUUCAUUUUAUGUGCAAUAAAGCCGAAAUGUGGAAAGCAGGUUUAUUGCCAAAUACGCCAAUUUGGAAAGGCAUGAUAGAGUGUGCCUCAUUUGAGACUAAGUAUAAUAGUAAAGGAGAAGUUAUUAUUUUACCAAAGCUUAUAAUGCAGCAUAUAUGUAAACAUGAUGAGGUUGUGUUUCACUGAUAAAAUUGGUUUUUUGAUUUUAAAUUCAAAUCACUUCAUACAUUUUUCUUGAUAGGGCACAUUUUUAUAAAUGAUCACUGAUGGUUUUAAAACAUGUGUAUGUAAGCUUUGAUAUGAUUCGCAAUUUACACGAAAAGAAGAGACGGGCACAGUAAUGUAGUAUUUAAUGAUGAGGUCUGGAAUUUAGAAUUUAUACUAUCAUAAUGCUCUUUUGAUUUAUACUAUAAAUCAAAAGAGCAUUAGUUAAGGAAUAAA
Molecule: messenger RNA, 1633 nt
Organism: Mytilus trossulus (common blue mussel)
Lineage: Eukaryota; Metazoa; Mollusca; Bivalvia; Mytilida; Mytilidae
Exons: 2
Coding region: 311-1378 (355 amino acids)
Source: RefSeq, a predicted model, not a curated record